Molecule: messenger RNA, 4408 nt
Organism: Cebus imitator (Panamanian white-faced capuchin)
Lineage: Eukaryota; Metazoa; Chordata; Mammalia; Primates; Cebidae
Gene: QSOX2
Product: quiescin sulfhydryl oxidase 2
Exons: 12
Coding region: 440-2173 (577 amino acids)
Biological process (GO): protein folding
Cellular component (GO): Golgi membrane
Molecular function (GO): flavin-dependent sulfhydryl oxidase activity; protein disulfide isomerase activity
Source: RefSeq, a predicted model, not a curated record
GCAAGGGGUCAGGGAAGGCCUUGCUGUGGAGGUGCUGCCUGUGAUCAGACAGUGAAAUAGAUGGGAAAGGGGCCAGGAACGUCAGCGGAAAGAGUUUGACCAGGGAAGAGCCGGGGCAGAGGCCCCGGGGUGCUGGGGGAGGUCAGACCUGUGCGUGGCUGGCAGCGAGAGGAAGCACGGGGGGGCCGAGACUGGCGGGGUCUGGCGGGUCCCGUGGAGGCCGGGCUCCCUUCCAGGUGCCGUCCAGCUGGGUCCAGGAUGUUAGAAUUACACACUUAAGUCUUGAUUUGAGUGUUUACUUUCUUACCAUGGAAGAGUAACCGGCACGAAAAAACAGACAUUUGGUCUUGGGGAAUGUGAAGGCUCGUUGGAGAGGCAGAGCCUUGGAGAGCCAGUGACAGACUGGGCCAGCGCCAUCCGCAUCGCCGCUCUGGACUGCAUGGAAGACAAGAACCAGGCCGUGUGCCAUGACUACGACAUCCACUUCUACCCCACCUUCCGGUAUUUUAAAGCAUUUACAAAGGAGUUUACAACUGGAGAAACUUUUAAAGCAGGACCUGACCGCGAGCUGCGAACAGUCAGACAGACCAUGAUUGACUUCCUGCAGAACCACACGGAAGGGAGCCGGCCGCCUGCCUGCCCGCCCCUGAACCCCAUCCAGCCCAGUGAUGUUCUUUCUCUCAUUGACCACCGUGGCAGCCAUUACGUGGCUAUUGUCUUUGAAAGCAACAGCUCCUACCUUGGGCGAGAGGUGAUCCUAGACCUGAUCCCGUAUGAAAACAUCGUGGUCACCCGAGCGCUGGACGGGGACAAAGCGUUUCUGGAGAAACUCGGGGUUUCUUCAGUUCCCUCGUGUUACCUGAUCCACCCAAAUGGGUCACGUGGAUUGAUUAACGUCGCGAAGCCUCUUCGGGCCUUCUUUUCCUCUUAUUUGAAGUCAUUGCCAGAUGUGAGGAAAAAACCACUCUCCUUGCCUGAAAAGCCAAACAAAGAAGAAAAUUCAGAAGUCGUGGUUUGGAGGGAAUUUGACAAGUCGAAGCUGUACACGGCGGACCUGGAGUCGGGGCUGCACUACCUCCUGCGGGUGGAGCUGGCGGCCCACAGGUCGCUGGCCGGAGCGGAGCUGAAGACGCUCAAGGACUUUGUGACUGUCUUGGCGAAGCUGUUCCCCGGACGGCCAUCAGUCAGGAAGCUGUUGGAGAUGCUGCAGGAGUGGCUGGCCAGCCUUCCCCUGGACAGGAUCCCCUACAACGCCGUGCUGGACCUGGUCAACAACAAGAUGCGGAUUUCUGGAAUAUUCCUUACUAAUCACAUAAAGUGGGUUGGAUGUCAAGGAAGCCGACCUGAGUUGAGGGGUUACCCAUGUUCUCUCUGGAAACUGUUCCACACUUUGACUGUUCAAGCCUCGGCCCACCCAGACGCACUGGUUGGCACAGGCUUUGAAGACGACCCCCAGGCUGUGCUGCAGACGGUGAGGAGGUACAUUCGCACCUUCUUUGGGUGUAAGGAGUGUGGUGAGCACUUUGAGGAAAUGGCUAAAGAAUCCAUGGACUCAGUGAAAACCCCAGACCAAGCCAUCCUCUGGCUUUGGAGGAAGCAUAACGUGGUGAACGGCCGCCUGGCAGGCCAUCCGAGUGAGGAUCCCAGGUUUCCAAAGCUUCAGUGGCCCACUCCAGACCUCUGCCCAGCCUGCCAUGAGGAAAUGAAGGGCCUGGACAGCUGGGAUGAAGGCCACGUGCUCACAUUCUUAAAACAGCACUACAGCCGCGACAACCUCUUAGACACAUAUUCCACAGACCAGGGGGAUUCUGGUGAAGGAGGAAUGCUGGCUAGGGGUGAAGAAGAGGAGAAAAGACUCACUCCCCCAGAGAAGUCCCAUGGAGACCGAGACGCCCAGAGUGUUCGUCCACCCAGUGCGCUGGGCCCCAGGCCCGCCCUUCCGGAGAGCUUGCGCCACAGGCUGGACGUGAGACUCCAGAAUCUGGAUGGGCCCGAGGUCCACAAGCAGGUGGAGGUGGCCGUGCCCUUCCUCGGGGUUGGCUUCUCCAGCCUGGACAUGAGUCUCUGUGUGGUGCUGUAUGUGGCCUCGUCCCUGUUCCUCAUGGUGAUGUACUUCUUCUUCCGGGUGAGAUCCAGGCGGUGGAAGGUCAAGCACCACCACCCGGCUGUGUGAGUGCCCUCGGAGAGGCAGCCCCGCCCUGUGCCACCUGCAGCUUUAAUAUUGGAUCAGGGAUUUUACAUGCGGGCCCGGUUUCACAUCCAAUGGCACCUUUUGGCUUCCUAGUCCUCGUUUCACAAACGCUCUUCUGACGAGGGAAGAGGUGGGGUAAUUUUGUGCGGAUGUCUGCAUUCCUGGCACGCCCAAGUCUGUUCAUACUGCUUUCACGGGUUCUACAGCAAAAAGGCUUUCUAUGUUUGCUCUAAAACAGGGCAAGGAGUCCAGGCCAAAUAGUGUUCCCCACACACUUCAAUCUCAAGUGUCCUGGACUCUGGCUCAUCCUGCAAGGCCUUGUUGCCCCCGCCCCUCCAGGCUGCCAAGUGUUCUCCUUUAGCCAGGCGGGGGCGGAGCAGAGCCGGAAGUGCAGGCGUGCGCUCCUCCAAGCAAGUGCGGCUCCGGUGACUGUCCAGUGUGCUUUCCACGGCUUCCCUAGGGAAGGGUUCCUGAGGGCUCGCUGUGCUCCUGCAGGUGUUUUCACUCCAGUUGGGAUUUGAACAGGGGAGGAGCCGAGGAAUUUCGUGGCUGUGCUGCAUUUCAGAAGAUAACCCCCAGAGGCCUUGUGCCGUGGACUUGGGGAUGGGAAGGAUGGUGGCUUAUUUAACCCUCAGAGGCAGUGCCUUUGUUUGUUUAUCUGGUGACAAGAGAGAGACAAGUAAAUGGAGGCCAUUCGGACAGCUGGUCCCCGCAGGGCAGCUCUGGGCUCAGCGGGCAGGCGGUGCUCAGAGCAGAGGCCCCUCUGUUGGGGGGUGGGGAGGAGAGUGGUCUGCCCUUGGGAGCACAGCCCCAGGGAGACUUCUAAAGACCCCUCUGUGGUCUGCUCUUCACCCAGCACCACAGAGGCCUGCAGAUCCCAGCCACACACGCACCUCACUCUGGGCCCAUGGAGGGGCAGGGGUGGCAGGCGUCUGUGCCAGGUUUCCUUUGCCUGAAGCUGCUUUGGGAAGGAUCUCCACACAGGCACUGGUUUCCAAAGCUUUGGUCAUUAUUUCUUUUACCAUUUAAUAAUUUUAAACAUUGUUUUAAACCCAAAACAUUUAGUGGUCAGUUACCUCUGAAGAUUUAAACAAAACACACUAUUUCUGGGAACAUUUAUAUUGAGCUUCUUUGUGGCUGUUGGUGUGUCUCACAGGCUCAGUUUGAUUUGGCUAAAGUAGGCUCAGAUGUGUUUGUGUGACCAUCUGUGUGUGUGUGUGUGUGUGUGUGUGUCUCUCUGACAGUGGUAAAUAUUUUUUCCGCUUUGCCUCCUUGGCGGUGUGUACUCAUGUGUUUACUAACCGCAGCGGAUCACAUGGUGUAUUCGUAAGACCACCAUAAUAUUCAUGUUGUUGCGGCUUGAGGAACACGGUCAGCAGCUGAUUCCUUAAACAGCCGUCACAGAAUGGCUGCGCCAAGGAUGCCGCCCAGAGCCCCGUAGCUGGUGGGAGAGGUGUCUGAUGCCCUGGCCCCGGGCUUCACGGCCCUCACGUGAGCGUUUCUUCUGGUUUCACACUUCCAACCCCUCUGUGCUUGGACAGCCGUGAUGUUGCCUUCAUUGCUGGUUAGAGGCCUGUGUUAUUGAAGACACCAAGUGUUUCUCUUUCAGCUUGAAAACCAGGCGGGUCUACACAUGGGUUUCAGUGUAUUUGCCUUUGAACCCUUAACUAAACUGACUUUUGGUUAGUGUUGAAUGUCUUUAGCCGGGGUGACCUGGGACAGUGUUAGGUUUACCGUCUCCAGCUUCGGCCUUUCCAGAAACCCAUGUGGAGCGCAGUGUGGCUGCAGUUUCAUCAUCCUAUUGCAAUCUGGGGUCACCACUGUUUUGGGGACAAGCUUGUGACCUGCUGAGGGGCAGGGUUUUCAGCAGUGUCAGUAGUGGGGAUCUGAGCCACUGUGGGGGUGGCCCCAGGGGUCACAUGUCCAUGCUGUAACACACCUUGUGUGACCGCUCAGAGCUGGAUGCCACCUUUAGGCAAGGUUUAGAGCCUAUUUUCUCAAGUUUUAAGUAUUUUAAGAGGUAUUGAGACUAAUGAAUAUAAUAGUUCAGUAAUUUAAAUGUUUAUUUAUUUUUAACUGAAGGAUUUUUAUUAAAAAUAAGCUAAUUGACAUGGAAAUGUCAGUGAAAUUUCUUACCUGCAAGGAAAGUGAACAUUUUGUAUUUAAGUAAACUAUAAUGUGCACAUUUUAUGAAUAAAGGAAUCUGACAUUUGAAAA